Molecule: messenger RNA, 2261 nt
Organism: Arabidopsis lyrata subsp. lyrata
Lineage: Eukaryota; Viridiplantae; Streptophyta; Magnoliopsida; Brassicales; Brassicaceae
Product: 1,8-cineole synthase 1, chloroplastic
Exons: 7
Coding region: 76-1857 (593 amino acids)
Biological process (GO): diterpenoid biosynthetic process
Molecular function (GO): magnesium ion binding; terpene synthase activity
Source: RefSeq, a predicted model, not a curated record
UUUUCUCUUCUUGUCUAUAUAAACGUAUCCGGUGCAUAGAUUCAGCCACGAAGAAGAGAAUCAUCUACUAAAUCAAUGGCUACUUUUCGUAUAGGUUCAGCUCUUAUUUACCAAAAUAUCACCCACCAUAUUCGUCUUCGACGUCCUCACCGUUUCGUAUGCAAGUCCAUGACCAAAACGACGCCGGAUUCUACUUCUGCUGACCUCCGUCGACGCUCCGGCAACUAUCAACCUUCACCAUGGGACCAUUGUUAUCUCCUCUCCAUCGAGAAUAAAUAUGCGAGUGAAAAAGAAGUAAUAACUAGAGAUGUGUUGAAAAAAAAAGUGAGGAUGAUGCUUGAUGUUGAGAAGAAGAGCCGUCUCGAGCAAUUAGAGCUCAUCGAUGAUUUGCAAAAACUUGGGGUUUCGUAUCAUUUUGAGCUACAAAUAAAUGAUACUUUGACAGAUUUUCAUCUAAAAAAUGGAAGAAAUGUCUGGAAAUGUGACAAGGAAGAAGAUUUACAUGCAACCGCACUCGAAUUUCGACUUCUUAGACAACAUGGUUUUGAUGUCUCAGAAAAUAUAUUUGAUGUGAUCAUAGACAAGAUAGAAAGUAAUACGUUCAAGAGCAACGGUAUAAAAGGUAUCAUUUCUUUGUACGAAGCGUCAUUUCUCUCCACGAAAUCGGAUACUAAAUUGCACAAAGUCAUCAGACCUUUUGCAACAGAGCAAAUAAGAAAAUUUGUUGAUGAUGAAACUAACAACAUUGAGGAACGCGAAAAGGCGAUUCAUGCGUUAGAAAUGCCGUACCAUUGGAGAAUGAGAAGGCUAGAGAUGAGAUGGUGCAUAGAUUCAUACAAGAAGAAACAAGACAUGAAUCUUGUCUUGAUCGAGUUCGCCAAAAUUGAUUUCAAUAUCGUACAAGCUGCUCAUCAAGAAGAUCUCAAAUACGUUUCAAGCUGGUGGAAGGAUACAAGUUUGGCUAACCAACUUCCCUUUGUAAGAGAUAGAAUAGUCGAGAACUAUUUUUGGACCGUUGGAUUAAUAUACGAACCACAAUUUGGAUAUAUCCGACGGAUCAUGACUAUAGUUAAUGCACUUGUUACAACCAUUGACGACAUCUACGAUAUCUAUGGCACUAUUGAAGAACUAGAACUCUUCACUUCCAUGGUUGAAAAUUGGGAUGUAAAUCGUCUGGGUGAGCUUCCCGAGUAUAUGAGGUUGUGUUUUCUGAUUUUAUACAAUGAAAUCAAUGGCAUUGGGUGUCAUGUCCUCAAAUGUAAAAAGAUUGACGUCAUCCCUUUCCUCAAGAAAUCGUGGGCAGAUUUAUGUAGAACAUAUCUAGUGGAAGCAAAGUGGUACAAAAGAGGAUACAAACCAAGCUUGGAAGAAUACAUGCAAAAUGCUUGGAUUUCAAUUUCUGCUCCAACAGUAUUGAUCCACUUUUACUGCGUUUUCUCUGACCAAAUCUCGAUUCAAAGCUUGGAUACCUUGUCCCAACACCGACAAAAGAUUGUCCGAUGCUCCGCCACUGUCCUUCGUCUAGCUAACGACCUUGGAACUUCGCCGGAUGAAUUGGCGAGAGGAGACGUUGUAAAAUCGGUCCAAUGUUACAUGCAUGAGACCGGAGCUUCAGAGGAAAAGGCACGUGAGCAUGUGCAGCAGAUGAUUAGUGACACGUGGGACGACAUGAACUUCGAAACAAAAACGGCAUGCAAUUCUUCGUUGCUUUCUAGAGGUUUUGUGGAAGCUGCAAUGAACUUAGCACGAAUGUCGCAAUGCAUGUAUCAAUAUGGCGAUGGUCAUGGAUUUCCCGACAAAGCCAAGACUGUUGGUCGUGUCCGAUCCUUACUCGUUGAUUCAAUCCCAUUAGAUUGAUUAUAUACUAUAUUUGAUGUGAUCAUCAACAAAAUAGAAAGUCAUACAUUCAAGAGUGAAGAUAUAAAAAGUAUCAUUUCUUUGUAUGAAGCAUCGUAUCUCUCCAACAAAUCGGAUACUAAAUUGCAUAAAGUCAUCAAACCUUUUCCAACAGAACAAAUCAGAAAAUUUGCUGGAGAGAUACGAUGGUUCAUACAUUAGAAAUGCCGUACCACUGGGGAACGAGAAGGCUAGAGACGAGAUGGUACGUAGAUGCAUAUGAGAAGAACCAUGACAUGAAUCUUGUCUUAAUCUAACUCGCUAAAAUUGAGAUCAAUACCGUACAAACUGCUCAUUAAGAAGAUCUCAAAUAUGUUUCAAGGUGAUAUAAAGUCAUGUAAGCAAUUUAUAGAGCUGGUUUUGCA